Molecule: messenger RNA, 738 nt
Organism: Cercospora beticola
Lineage: Eukaryota; Fungi; Ascomycota; Dothideomycetes; Mycosphaerellales; Mycosphaerellaceae
Product: SIMPL domain-containing protein
Source: RefSeq, a predicted model, not a curated record
AUGACCGCAGAUCGCAGCAAGUACUUCGAGAUCAUACUCAAAGGCGAGGCGGAGAAGUUCUUGCCAGCGGAGCGAGCAGUACUCAAUAUCGAAGUCGCCGCCAGGGACCUAGACAAGCAAUCUGCCGCGAAACAUGUUCUCCUGACAGCGCGAAGAGUGGAGACACUGCUCACUCAAUUGGCUCCUCAGACGAAUACCAUCGAAGCGCGCAUCGAAGCUGCGGUAGACUACUGGAGUCGUACAUCGCUGAGCGAAAGCAGCGAUCCUGCUCCUGGCAUUUCCAGCAAAUCUGAAGCCCAUUAUAUCGCAAAGGUGGAGUUCGAAGCCAGGUUCCAGAACUUCGCGGCCAUAUCUGGCUUGACAACAGAUCUCGCCUUGAUCUCACCACUCGUCCAAACGAAACCGGUCCAGUGGAUCUUGCAAGAGGCGACAAAGGAUACGCAUCGGGCAGAGUUGAGAGCCAAGGCUGCGAGAAAUGCGUAUCAGAAGGCCGUCGACUAUGCUCAGGCCAUGGGCUACAGUAAUAUCACGCCAUACCAGCUCAAGGAAAGCUCAGCGAAUGCGAACUCGUCCAAGAUGAAGGGAGGCAGAAUGCCGUCGAGCACCAGCGAGCGGACGGCGAAGAAUCUGGCGGAGAUCCUGGGCUUGAAGGAGGUCAGCGUGGGCUCAUUUCUCUAUCAGCCCGAUGAUAUCCGGGUGUCGGUGGUGGUCGAAGCGAUCUUCCACGCAACGACAUGA